AUGGUCGAUGGGAGGGCCUGUUUCGCGUUGACAUCUCCGAAUUCGACGGAGAGCAAGUUGACGGGCCAUUGUACGAUGGUCCGCCUGUGUUUGAUGAAGGACCCGAGGAGGUGGAGGAGCCUCUUACUGGCAAAGUGGACGUUUCAUGAAGGGAAGUGUGAGGUUGCUAUUGUUGACGAUGAUGCACUUUCCAAAUCGAUUCUCGGAAACAAAAAAUGUUAUUUAUUGGAUUGUGGUUCCGAAGUAUUUGUUUGGGUUGGCCGGAUCACAGUGCCGUUCAACCUUCGUGUUCGACCAGAAAAAACGACGGGGGUUUCCUACUAUCGUUCGACACCACACGCCGGUCACGGGCGCGCAUCGGCUUCGAGGGCGAAGCCUUCCGAACCGGGGGAGAAUGAUGGCUUUCGUGGUUGUGGUGGUGUGAUGGCUAAGAUCAGGCUAAUGGUGGUGGUUGUGAUUCACGAUGGCGAGUUUUUGGUUAUGAGGUGGAGGACUUGGAAGACAGAGCUCGAGGAGGACAAAGGAGGGCCUAGGUGGCAGAGACCCUCGAAAAGGAUUUCGAAUGCGGUUGGGAUGACGGGACGUCGAAACAUGGCUAUUGGAGAAGAAAGAAAAAAAAAAACAAAUAAUUAA
Striga asiatica is the source of this 633-nucleotide messenger RNA. The record is from the annotation of a GenBank genome assembly. Lineage: Eukaryota; Viridiplantae; Streptophyta; Magnoliopsida; Lamiales; Orobanchaceae.